Aspergillus ruber CBS 135680 is the source of this 760-nucleotide messenger RNA. RefSeq lists its product as uncharacterized. The coding region runs from base 259 to 678 and encodes 139 amino acids. The transcript is spliced from 3 exons. The record is from RefSeq and is a predicted model, not a curated record. NCBI's taxonomy places the organism in Eukaryota, Fungi, Ascomycota, Eurotiomycetes, Eurotiales, Aspergillaceae.
GCAAGCGAUCACGAUAUUGCUUUCCAGAAACGAUUGUUAAUAUCAAUAUGUUCAUCUAGUGGCCUUGGAUACUUGGAACUUGGAGACACGCAUUUCGUCAUUAUGGCAUUGACGCCCCAGCCAUGGUUGAAAUGAGCAUAUAAAAACGCCUCUUCUAACGCCUCCAGACAGCAGCAUCAUUCUAAAUCUACAAAUCUACAUCUUUCAAUCAUUUUCUCUUGAACUUUCUAAGAACAUCACACAAUCACAACCUUCAGAAUGACGAGCCACACCAACGUCCAGGACCUCCGGAAGCAGGAGACCCGUACUGCUCAGCAGCACAACGGCACAAUCCCCAAGGAUUCUGAAGUCUCCGCCUUGAAGUCCAUGGUCAACGAAAACACCAACAAGUCCAAGGAAAUUGAAAACCACCGGAGCAACCUGCCAUUGCCCGAACAACCACCAACCGCUAGCGACUGGCAGUCCGCCGACCAGAGAACUGUCAACGUCGGCUCCGGAAGCCGUGAAGGUCCUCUCUCUGGUGAAUACAACAGUGCUCUACGGGACCCUGCGACCGCAUCGAGCAGCGUCAGAAUCGACGGAGACGAAUGGCACCGCAGCACAGCGCCGUCAGGCAAUGUUGGACGCCAGGCGACGGAGAAUCUGGAUGGACUUCCAAAAGAUGCUCUUUCUCGGUAGGGGGUUAGUUUAGAUAUCUAAGAUAUUGUAUUUCUAGCAUACUUUUGUGGAGCGAUUGGGAUAAUGCAAGUUUUAUGAUUCA